UCUCUUUGAUCAAUUCAUUAGUAAAGAAAAAUCUUAUUCUUCAAUGGCUACAUUUUCUUCUUUCAAAGCAGCCAUCACUUUGGCAAUGUUACUUGUCUUGGUAACAACCUCCUCAGCUCAACUCUCCACUGAUUUUUACUCAAAAUCUUGUCCUAAACUUUUUGAGACGGUGAGGUCUGCCGUCCAUUCCGCCAUCCAGAAGGAGGCCCGGAUGGGCGCCUCCCUCCUUCGCCUUUUCUUCCACGACUGCUUCGUGAAUGGAUGCGAUGGAUCUAUCCUCCUCGACGACACCUCCUCCAUGAGAGGAGAGAAAGGCGCUACUCCGAAUCGGAACUCAGCCCGAGGAUUCGACGUUGUUGACGACAUCAAAUCCGCCGUGGAGAAGGCUUGCCCCGGCAUUGUCUCUUGCGCUGAUAUCUUGGCCGUCACUGCUCGCGACUCUGUUUCUAUCCUAGGAGGGCCUAGCUGGAACGUGAAACUUGGAAGGCGCGACGCCAAGACAGCUAGCCUUUCCGCUGCAAACAACGGCAUUCCUCAGCCGACGACAAAUCUCAAUGGCUUGAUCUCUAGGUUUAACGCGCUCGGCCUCUCCUCCAAGGACUUGGUUGCUCUCUCCGGCUCGCACACGAUUGGACAGGCGAGAUGCACGAGCUUCAGGGCUCGUAUCCACAACGAAUCGAACAUCGACACGUCAUUUGCUAGAACAAGGCAGGGCAACUGCCCCAGAGCAAGCGGCUCAGGCGACAACAAUCUGGCGCCGCUGGAUAUUCAGAGCCCCACCAGCUUCGACAACAACUAUUUCAAGAACCUCGUCAACCGCCGCGGCCUUCUCCACUCCGACCAGCAGCUUUUCAGCGGCGGGUCCACGGAUUCCGCGGUCAAGGCCUACAGCAACAGCCCCGGGUCUUUCGCCUCCGACUUCGCGGCGGCCAUGAUCAGGAUGGGCGACAUUAGUCCCCUCACCGGGUCGAAUGGGGAGAUCAGGAAGAACUGCAGGAGGAAGAACUGAUUCGGAUUCCUCAGCUGCGAUUGAUAGUGAUGUUUAUGUUUGGAUUUUAUGUUGUUAAGGGUGUUUUAUGUUUUGCAGUAUUUUGUUUGAAGUCGAUUAAAUAAUUAGGUGUAAGUCCGUUCUGUUUUCAGGUGUUGUUUGAAGCUUUGAGAUGUUGUCUUAAUGGAGUAAGAAUGCUUAUCAAGUUUGAUAUGAAAUUGAAAUUAUUUUGCUA
This is a messenger RNA of Salvia hispanica, 1223 nucleotides long. RefSeq names its product Peroxidase superfamily protein (gene PRX52). Gene Ontology annotation, molecular function: peroxidase activity; heme binding. The record is from RefSeq and is a predicted model, not a curated record. Gene Ontology annotation, biological process: response to oxidative stress; hydrogen peroxide catabolic process. NCBI's taxonomy places the organism in Eukaryota, Viridiplantae, Streptophyta, Magnoliopsida, Lamiales, Lamiaceae.